AUGUAUGUAUGUAUGUAUGUAUGUAUGUAUGUAUGUAUCUAUGUAUGUUUCAUUCUUUCUUUUCUCUUUCUUUCUUUCUUUUAUUCCUUCUUUUUUCUUUUUGUUCAUCAUUUUCUUUCCUUCCUUUUUUCUUCUUUUUGUUCAUCAUUUUUUCUUCCUUGUUUUUUGUUCAUCUUAAUUCUUUUUUUUUUGUCAUCAUUUUUUUCUUCCUUCUUUUUUGUAUUUUUGCUCAUUUUCUUUCCUUCCUUGUUUUUUUUCUUUCCCUUCCUUUUUUUUUCUUUUUGUCAUCAUCUUCCUUCUUUUUUUUAUUUUUUCAUUUUCUUUUUCCUUCCUUGUUUUUGUUCAUCAAUACUUAAUUCCUUUUUCUUUUUGUCAUCAUUUUUCCUUCCUUCUUUUUUUUUUUUUCUCAUUUUUUUUUUCCUUCCUUGUUUUUUGUUCAUCAUUUCCUUUACUUAA
This is a messenger RNA of Acanthosepion pharaonis, 456 nucleotides long. The record is from the annotation of a GenBank genome assembly. NCBI's taxonomy places the organism in Eukaryota, Metazoa, Mollusca, Cephalopoda, Sepiida, Sepiidae.